Paramuricea clavata is the source of this 270-nucleotide messenger RNA. Lineage: Eukaryota; Metazoa; Cnidaria; Anthozoa; Malacalcyonacea; Plexauridae. The record is from the annotation of a GenBank genome assembly.
AUUGAAGCUGAGCCAGACAACCCUUACGACAAGCAUGCUAUUGCAGUUUAUGUUAUGUCUUCAUCAGAUUACGAAAAAGUAGGCUGCAUAGCAAAAGAACUCACACAAUAUGUUCACCCAGUCUUGUUCGACAAAUCACUUGAUGUAUCGGUGAAAAAGAUUCGUUUUUGUACCACAUAUUGCAUGGUGGGAUACUACUUGACAAUUAACAUCAGCAAGAAAGGUUUAUGGGAUAAACAAGUCAUCAAUGCCAGCAAAAGAGUCAAUUAG